GUCAUUAACACCAGCCCGAAGGUUAACUCGGUAUAUAUAAAGCUAGCGGAGAUGACUGCUUUGCCAUCUAAACACCUAACCUCAACAACACGCUCUCUACCACUACAGCUAGAUUCAAGAGAUUGCAUAGCCUACCUCAACAUCCUCGUCACCAUUUACCAAUGCGUAUCGCUAGUACUGCCGCAUUUGCUCUCUUCGCUGGUACAGCUGCUGGCACCUGCCAACCUGGCCCCGGUGCUGACAAUGCUAUUGCAUCUCCUUCCAGCUACCAUACUGAAAGGCUCAGACGCAAUAUCCCUGAUUUCACUGGCAAAAUAGAGGCAGCCUCAGACCAGCGUGGCAAAGGGCCUAAUUCUGACUUGGGAGUCGACCUUGCCAACUCUUUGCUCCACCUUGGCCUUCAGCAAGCUCUCAACAAUGCCAACCAGCGCAGUUCAGCGUAUGUAGACCCUGGAAACGAUAAUUCCCACGACCAACGCAAACGCAAACGCAAACGCAAAAAGGGCGGCAAGGGCGGCAAGGGUGGCAAGGGUGGCAAGGGUGGCAAGGGUGGCAAGGGUGGCAAGGGUGGCAAGGGUGGCAAGGGUGGCAAGGGUGGCAAGGGUGGCAAGGGUGGCAAGGGUGGCAAGGGUGGCAAGGGUGGCAAGGGUGGCAAGGGUGGCAAGGGUGGCAAGGGUGGCAAGGGUGGCAAGGGUGGCAAGGGUGGCAAGGGUGGCAAGGGUGGCAAGGGUGGCAAGGGUGGCAAGGGUGGCAAGGGUGGCAAGGGUGGCAAGGGUGGCAAGGGUGGCAGUGGUGGCAAAAAACAACAGCGGUGGAAGGGAUCGCAAGAACCACAAGGAACUCAAGGAAUGGGGUAAAAAGUAUGGAUCCGAACUGGGAGUGGAUCUGGUCAAAAUGCUAGUUCAGUUUGGAAUUGACCAGGCUGGCACCAGUGGCAAGUAGCGUAUCAGGCAUGCAGAGGAACGACCCAUGGCUUUAGGAUCUCACGUCCUUAUAUCUAAUCACCCAAGUCGAGAAAUACAAUGGGCUGGUGGUUUAAAACAACAGUAUAAUGUCGCAUAAAAUGCAUCUUGUCA
This is a messenger RNA of Linderina pennispora, 1076 nucleotides long. RefSeq lists its product as uncharacterized. The transcript has a single exon. NCBI's taxonomy places the organism in Eukaryota, Fungi, Kickxellomycota, Kickxellomycetes, Kickxellales, Kickxellaceae. The coding region runs from base 162 to 857 and encodes 231 amino acids. The record is from RefSeq and is a predicted model, not a curated record.